CUGAAAGUGACAGGGCGGUGCUGCUGCGCCCAGCACUAACUGGGAAUGACACCACAGUCAGUCCGGGAUGCGCUCCCUUCACUGGGUUCGCUGCUUCUGAAGCAGAAAUCGUCAAUGUUACAGCCUGGGGUGGGGGAUUACCUUGUAAAACUCCAGAGACAAGUAUUUUCAACUCUUCCGGAACUUUAUGGUCUGCCCGACCAACUCUCCAACUCAAAAGCCCGGAUUUGUUUGUUGGGAGAAGUUGGUUAUAAUCAUUAAUAUUUUUUUUCCCCCCAAAAAGGUUUGAAUGAAAAAGCUACUGUCAACUUCACAACCAGCUUUGAAGUCUGUCCUGUGAAAGAUGUCGUGGAGAUCUUUAAUUCCUAUUCUUCUCAUCCUGCAAUCGUCAGUCGAAGGGACGUUUAUCGUUACCACUUCAGAAAAGCCAACCGUUGUCACCGUUGGCCAAGACGUGGUUCUGGAAUGUCAGCUGAUCCCAGCGGCAGCCCCUGAGGAAAUGGAAGUGCGGUGGUUCCGAAAAGGCUGGCAGAGGAUCGUACAUAUGUACCGGAAAGGAAAGGACGAGCCCGAUGAACAAAUGAAAGAAUAUUUCGGGAGGACGGAACUGUUCCACGAUGAGUUUGGUAAAGGCAACGUCUCCCUCCUGUUGAGGAAUGUGACUGUGAAAGACAACGGCACGUUCAGAUGUUUUGUCGUCUCCAAAGCUCUGGACGCGGAGGGACCUGUCGAAUUGAAAGUUGGAAGUGUGGGCCAUCAGCCUGCGGUGAAGAUAGCUGGCUACGAGGGCAAUGGAAUCAAGCUUGUGUGUGCAUCCGACGAGUGGUUUCCAGAACCGAGGAUAGACUGGUGGAACAGCAACGGAGAGAAAUUUACCGGGGUCUCCGAGAAACCCGUAGAGAACGCCAGAGGACUCUUGAAAGUGGGGAGCAGUAUUGUCGUGAGCCAUAAUGCUGACAACACGUAUAAGUGCGUCAUCACUAACCUACUGCUGCAGAAAGAGCGGGAGGCCAUCCUGCAGAUAUCAGAUGAAGUCUUCCCCACGGUCUCCGGCUGGCUUGUGGCUUUCUGGGUGAUCUUCAUUAUCCUCCUGGCAGUGUUUCUUCCUCUUCUUUACUUGUAUCAGAAAUAUCAGAGACAACACCAUCAAAUAAGAACUCUAAUGAUGAGACCUGCCAUCAAUGAGUAUGAAGCAUUGAAUGCAAAGCUCAAUCAAGCAUGUGCAAGUGCAGAGAAAGAAAAAAGUGAGCUGUUAAAGCAGAUAGAAAAUGAAAAGCAGGCUGCUAAAUUAGAAUGCGAGAAACUUCUCCAUCUUAUAGAAUGGGACAAGAUGCUCCGAUGUGCAGUUUCAGUCACCCUGGACCCCGAGACAGCCAACGGGCACCUGGAAGUCUCGCCGGAUCGCCUGUCGGUCAAGGAUGGCGGGGGCUGGCGCAACGUGACCGAGAACCCCAAGCGCUUCGAGCGGUACCCUUUCGUCGUGGCCAGCGAAGGCUUUCGGGCGGGGGCACACUACUGGGAGGUGGAGGUGGGCGACUCCAACAACUGGGACCUGGGCGUAGCACGGGCGUUGGCACAGAGGAAGGGCCGCGUCGAGCUGUCUGAGGAGAACGGGUACUGGGUCAUGGGGCGCUACUGGGAGAAGUACAAGGUGAAGAACGUGGAGCUGACCCUCGACAGGAAGCCCGCCCGGGUAGGGGUUUUCCUCAACCUGAAGGAAGCGCUGGUCUCCUUCCACGACGCAGAGACCAAAACCCAGCUGUACGCCUUCCAGACCCACUUGGAAGAGGAGGGGGAGGAGAUCUUUCCGUUCUUCUGCCCUUGGCGGUCCCAGGAGCCGCUGAAAAUCACUCCCGUCACGCCGGAGGACUGAGCACUGAGCCGCGGCGAAGGUGGACAGUCCGAAUGGGCACGGAAAUACCUCAGCGGAGGUGCCAGUCAGAAAGCAGCACCGAACCACUUUCCAGUACUUGGCCAUGUCUGACUUAGCAUCAGGUGUGCCGGACGUCAGACGCCCGUUUCUUGCUCGCCUGCUUUUGUCUGUGAUGUUCACCCGGAGUGGACUGACACUAACAGUCUGACUCCUAACCCUACAGCCUGGUCCUGCUUGAUGUGAUUCCUGUGGGAUCAGGUGCACUGGUCACCACCGAGAACCAACCCGGCAGCUUAGACACUAACCAUAGUUUCCCCAUCUGACCUCGGUCGUGUCUCUUUGUACCCUCGCUCUUUGUGUUUUAUUUUUAAUGUAUUCUUUCUUAACUUAAACCCCUCGAGAACUGCGUGAAGAGUUGGAAAGAUUUUCCAGCAGACCGCCAACUUUUGUGAACUGUGCUCUCACGUCCUGGACGGUAACUCGAAGCCAGAGCCUUGUCUCGCUCAGAGACACGGCAGCUACUGACUGAACCACAGGAUGUGCCUCUAGGAGGCUGGUCCCAGUGCUGCCUCCCAUCCCAGAGUGGGACUUGAACCCCAAUUGCUGUCUCCCGAUGUGCCAUGGCAUAUUCUCACACAUCUGGGAUUGUGCCCAGCACCCCCUCUCUCAUGUGGAGAGAUAACAGAGGGUCUUGAAUCUAUUGCCUUAACCUCUCAGUCCUGACUACAACCAAAGUGUCCAUUUAGAACUAUUUGACUGUGGAUAAUUUAAACUCCCUGCCUGAUAUCCUGGGUGUUAAUUCGUACGAUUAAGUGUUUUUUUUUAAAUCAGUUUGUACCAGAAGCAGUGUUCCUGAUGAAGGGCGUUUGCCCGAAAUGUUGAUCCACUGCUCCUCGGAUGC
Molecule: messenger RNA, 2774 nt
Organism: Chiloscyllium plagiosum (whitespotted bambooshark)
Lineage: Eukaryota; Metazoa; Chordata; Chondrichthyes; Orectolobiformes; Hemiscylliidae
Source: RefSeq, a predicted model, not a curated record